GCCUCAGUUUCAAGCUUGUCCCGACGCAUUUGAAAUACACAGGGACGCGCAUUUUAGCAGAGAAAGCCAUGUCUACACUAACAUGCACCAAACUGACGCUGUUGACAUUAGCAGCAGUGGUGAUUCAGAUCAUCGGCCUCUCACUCUUCGUUCUAGGUUUCUUCCCCGUCAAACCUGCUCUAUCCGGCGUCAGUGGUCCAGAGAGUUUUACUUCUCCAGUUUGUCCUUCUGCUGAGGAUCACAACUUUACGAUACAAUCUCCCGAUGAGCUUAAAUCGUUAUAUUUGGAACUUUCCAACAUUUCACCCUCAUAUGAUCGAUUAAUACUGAUGGUUGUUGAUGGUCUUCCAGCAGAAUUUGUUCUUGGUAGGGAUGAUAGGCCUGCACCAGAAAUUUUCAGAAAAUCUAUGCCAUAUACCCAGUCACUCUUAGACAGGGGAGUGGCAACUGGGUAUCAUGCAAAGGCUGCUCCCCCAACUGUUACAAUGCCUCGUUUGAAGGCUAUGGUGUCUGGAUCAGUUGGUGGAUUUUUGGAUGUUGCUCUUAACUUUAAUACCCAAGAACUUCUGGAUGACAAUCUUAUUGGACAGUUUUUCAAAAUUGGUUGGAAAAUGGUGAUGCUCGGCGAUGAAACAUGGCUCAAGUUAUUUCCAAGAUCAUUCACCAGGCAUGAUGGAGUUCAUAGUUUUUUUGUGAAAGACACUGUUCAAGUGGAUCACAAUGUUUCCCGACAUUUGGAUGCUGAACUUCUUAUGAUUGACUGGAAGCUUUUGAUUCUGCACUAUCUUGGUUUAGAUCACGUUGGACAUACUGGCGGGCGCAAUAGUGUUCUAAUGGGGCCAAAACUUGAAGAGAUGGAUGAAGUUAUUAAGAAAAUACACAGGAGCAUGGUUCAAAAUAAACAUGGACGAACACUUUUGAUGUUGGUCAGUGAUCAUGGCAUGACAGAAAAUGGUAACCAUGGCGGCGCUUCGUACGAGGAAGCUGAUGCUUUGAUGCUACUUAUUGGUCUGAGAGACUAUGAUCGUCGACCAUCCACCCAUAAGACCGUGAAUCAGGUUGACAUUACGCCGACAUUGGCUCUUCUUUUUGGUGUCCCAAUACCAAUAAAUAGUGCUGGAAUCCUAAUUGCUGACACAUUAAAAUCUCUAGAAGCUGCGCAACAACUAAGAGCACUGGAACUAAAUACAUGGCAGCUAUUCAGGCUACUACAAGCACAGUUACCUGAUUUAUCAUGUAGCAGCUCAUGUGGUGUUGAUAAGGAUGGCCCUGGUAAUGACAUUGGUGAAUGUGAUGGCAACACAGAGGAGAUUUUUUGUUGCUUAUACAUAAAAGCUGCAGAUCUUCACAAGGCCUGGAAAUCUUGUCAAGUUUUGGGGUCUAAUAAAGUUGAGGACUAUAGAAGCACAGUCUUGGCAUAUAAUGAUUUCUUAAGAACCGCAAGUGAGUGGUUAUCACGUAGAGCAACCAAUAAACCUGUUGGACUGCUUGCUUUCGGGUUGACGGGAAUGAUUUUAUCAUCUUUGAUCCUGCUAAGCCUUCUUUACCAGCUAGAACAAGAUGUUUGUAUGAUCAAAGAAGACCGAACAUCUCACUUCAGUAGCAGGAUGCACAAGUGGCAUAUGGAUGAGAUAUUUGUGAUGGCUAUUGUUUGUUUCCUUGUGUUAAGUAUGGGGUCUAGCUCUCUCAUUGAAGAAGAGCAGUAUAUAUGGCAUUUCAUGACAUCCACACUUUAUUUUUUAUUGCUCAGAAAGGCAGUACAGUCUAUCUCAUCUGUAAACACACAAGAUCAAGGCAAUUUCAUGGAAAGACAAAUCAAGAGAAGAUUUAUCCAAAUGUCCUCGAUUAUUUUUGUUCUUAUAUCUGGUAGGAUUCUGAGAGGCUGGCAUCAAGGCGGUGUUAACUGGACAAAUUUUCCAGACAUAUCUAAGUGGCUUGAGAGUGAAGGAACAGCCUAUAUAAAACCAGUCCAGCUGGUUUCUUUGCUCCUACUAACCACCUCAGGCUUCUAUGCUCUUUCAUUUUUACGGCCAAGUAAACGGUUUGUCAUAGUUGUUGGAUUGUCCUUUUUGUUUCCAGCGAUUUUAGUUCUCCAAUAUAUAAUUAAUUACCAGAGCAGUGGGGUCCCAGCAUCUAGCAAUAAUGCUACCCUAUUGGUACAAAUAAUCUAUGCAACCCUUGGUACUACUACAUUUGGAAUUGUAGUUGCAGUACCGUGGUUCAUGCCUGUUCGAAAUCCUAAGGGUUGCUCAAGCCAUCAUUAUAAUGUUCUUCAUGUGGGCAUUGCUGAUUCUCUAUAUUUGAUUGGUUUAGUAUACAUUAUAUGCUGGGGCCUACUUCAGCUGCUGCUACAGCAACCUAUUAAUUCGGCACCAAUAUUGUUGCUUCUUGUGCAAAUCCUUGCAAGCAUGUGCUCUUCUUCAAAUAGUGACCCAGAACCUAAACAGUGGGUUGAGGUUGCUGUUGUAUAUUAUUUGGGAAUGGCAGGCCAUUUUGCUCUUGGAAAUACUAACACUAUAGCUACAAUAGAUGUUGCUGGAGCUUACAUGGGAGUCUCAAGCCAUUCAACAGUACUUUCUGGCAUCUUAAUGUUCAUGAUCACCUAUGCGGCUCCCAUGUUAGCUCUUCUCAGCAUGUUAAUAAAUCUCUCUCGUAGGAGCAAAAUUUCCCUUGUGAAUGCUCAAGAUGUGGAUCUCCAUUUUUUGCUCAAGACAACUCUUGCCUAUCCUUGUCUGGUUCCAUUGGGCUUGAAUUCAAUUUUCUUGGUUGCAUACACCACCAUAUUGCUACUAAUGAGGAAUCAUUUGUUUGUGUGGAGUGUCUUUUCUCCCAAGUACAUGUAUGUUUGUGCAACAACAGCUUGCAUCUAUAUAGGGGUAUUGAUUGUGGCUUCAACUGUGUUUUAUACAUACUCGACUCUUGGUUUACGGAAAAUGUGGAUAAGGUAGUAACUGUGCAAGCUAGGUCUUUUUGUGACGACAGAUCAACUUUUAGUGUAUUGAUACUAAGUUAUAUACUCCUACUACUUUAGUUCAAAAGAAAUUUGUGAAGUAUCAACAAAGAAACGGGAAAGAAAAAAGAGCAAAAAUGUGUUACUGCCCUCACAGCUUCUUGACUGUAUUUUUUGUUGUAAAGUAGCUUAGACGUGUUUCUUAAAGGUAGGGGUGGUUCUUGUUUUUUUAUAUACAGCCCCAGCCAAAAGUGCUGAACUAGUAUUGAGUUGUCUCAUUCAUUUCAUUGUUGACAAGUAAAAAAGAAAAAACUGUUUUACAGUA
Daucus carota subsp. sativus is the source of this 3275-nucleotide messenger RNA. RefSeq names its product GPI ethanolamine phosphate transferase 2. NCBI's taxonomy places the organism in Eukaryota, Viridiplantae, Streptophyta, Magnoliopsida, Apiales, Apiaceae. Bases 69 to 2948 code for a protein of 959 amino acids. Gene Ontology annotation, cellular component: endoplasmic reticulum membrane. The transcript has 17 exons. Gene Ontology annotation, biological process: GPI anchor biosynthetic process. The record is from RefSeq and is a predicted model, not a curated record.